Messenger RNA from Daucus carota subsp. sativus, 1356 nucleotides. Its product is annotated as F-box protein At5g07610. The coding region runs from base 1 to 1356 and encodes 451 amino acids. Gene Ontology annotation, molecular function: protein binding. The record is from RefSeq and is a predicted model, not a curated record. NCBI's taxonomy places the organism in Eukaryota, Viridiplantae, Streptophyta, Magnoliopsida, Apiales, Apiaceae. The transcript has a single exon.
AUGGGAGCUAAGAGGGGUCGAACAUCUAAUCAGCUUUCUCUCGUUUCCUGUAAAGAAUCUUCUAUGAUGGCAUCUGCUGUCAAUGUUGCUUCUAAUGAAGACCUUCUGAUUCAGAUUUUGUUGCAUGUCCCUAUAAAGACUCUCAUGGCCUUCAAAUCUGUAUCCAAACACUGGUUGUCUCUUAUUACUAGUCCAGGCUUUGUUCAUCUUCGUAAUCCUCUUCCCUCUGCUGCCUCCCUCUUCUUUGCUACUUCCUUCUGCAGAAACAAUCCCAGCUAUCAGUUCAUUCCUCUUGGCGCCACUGAUGGAUGCCCGGCCCCCUUCAAGACCCUUGAUUUUGUUCAUGACCCUUUAGGUUCAGGCAUUUCUGUUCUUCAGUCCUGCAAUGGCCUGUUGUUAUGUGCCAGCUAUCGAGCACGUGAACUCAAGCGUAGAUACUAUGUGUACAACCCUACCACUAAGCAGUCUGCAACUCUUCCUCAAAUUAGACGUGAAUAUGCAAAAAAAGUUUGUGGUAUGAAUUUAGCCUUUGAUCCGGUGAAAUCACCUCACUACAAAGUUGUUUGUGUUAGGCGAUCUGAAACUAAUCGUCAACUAUUUCAGAUUGAGAUUUAUUCGUCUGAAACCCUGUCGUGGAGAGUCUCUGGUCAGCCAUUUGCUGCACCUAUGUAUACCUCAUUCCAAAAUUGUACAUACUGGAAUGGUUCUGUUCACUGGUGGAGGGGUCGUGUUGACCCGUGGCAUCGUUUCAUCCAUACAGGUGUUCGCAUUGAUGGACCGUAUACUUUGUACCUCAAAGUGGACGAAGAGAGAGUAGAACAAUUACCACUGCCUAUGAGGAAUAUUGCCACUGUUAACUUGAAUGAGCAGGAUGAGGUGAAAACUUAUUUUACCGCGUCAUAUAUUGGAGAGUCCGAGGGCCAUUGGCAUAUUAUAGAAGAAGUGCCAAGGCAUAUUCUAGGAGAAGUGCCAAGGCAUAGAAAUAAUCCUAAUUUAAGUUUGUGCAAUGUGUAUGAGGUGGCAAGAGAUUACUCAGGGUGGUUUGUGAAGUAUCAAGUUGAUCUAUCUGCGAUUUCUAAUGUAUUUCCAGAGAUAAUCAAGUACCGUUACAACCGUUGUAGUGGUUACAUACUUAACAUACUUUCAGUUGUGAGGAGGGGAAGAGAAGAAGAAGAUGCUUCCUUUUUAGUCGCGGAGAUACCUGGUGGUAAGGUCAUCCGUUACAACCUUGUGGACAAAAGCAUGACAAAACUGUGGGAAUUGACUCCAAUUGGUUACAAGUUUUAUAAUGAUGAUGGUUUGAGGCGUGAUUGUGUCAGUGCAUUCUCAUACAUUGAGUCUCUUGCUUGUGUGUGA